AUGAAUCUCUGCAGGACAGCGCACUGGGUUGUUGAGCAUCUUAGCCCGGAUCGUUUGGUUUACCAUCCUUCGGUUGAUCGUUCAAAGUGUGAUUUCCGCGAAGAUUCCUCCAUCCAUCCGUUCUUUAAGUCCACAAAUGCCGAUUACAGGGUCCAUCUUUUUUGCUUAACAGUGGAUUUUUACUUUUCGCAUGCCUCCGCAGAGCCGUUCAGAAGGGAGUCGAAUUUUUGCUUUUUUCUUGAGUCUUCAGCGGCUUCUCUGCUGCAUAUUAUUGAUCCAUGA
Messenger RNA from Gongylonema pulchrum, 282 nucleotides. The record is from the annotation of a GenBank genome assembly. NCBI's taxonomy places the organism in Eukaryota, Metazoa, Nematoda, Chromadorea, Rhabditida, Gongylonematidae.